AUGUCUUCAGAAGUAUCGUUAGAUGGACAGGAAAGACCAAAUUUUUUACGCCGCGCGGGAAAAGGCUGUUUGAAAGCUGCGUGUUCGCAAAUUGGCUUAGUUAUUUUGGUUAUUAUAUACGUUCUUCUUGGUGCUGUGCUGUUUGAGUACUUGGAGUCAGGACCUGAGGUGGUGAAACGGUCAGCCAUACAACGUUCGCGGGACGAAUGCCUAAAGGAGCUGUGGGCAAUCACAGGUUAG
Molecule: messenger RNA, 240 nt
Organism: Pieris macdunnoughi
Lineage: Eukaryota; Metazoa; Arthropoda; Insecta; Lepidoptera; Pieridae
Source: the annotation of a GenBank genome assembly